CCGCAUCCAAAUGAAAUAGUCCCCCAACCGAGACACCCCACGUGAACUCAGCAUCCCUGUUACGCCGCAAACAAGGCAGUAACCAUGAAAUACUCCACAUCACCGACACCGAGUGUCUCCAACUAUGCCAGGACCUCCUCCCCGCUGCCUGGGCCUGCCAACUACCAGCCCAGCGCCGUCAGCGCCUCCGUGAAGAGAUACAAGUACUUGCGGAGACUGUUCCAGUUCAAUCAGAUGGACUUCGAGUUCGCCGCCUGGCAGAUGUUGUAUUUGUUUAUUGCGCCACAGAAAGUGUUUAGGAAUUUUAAUUAUAGGAAGCAUACAAAGUCACAGUUUGCUAGAGAUGAUCCAGCAUUCCUUGUAUUGUUGAUGCUAUGGCUAUUUGUGUCAUCGUUCUGCUUCGCGUACAGCCUGGGGCUUGGCUGGACCAAGAUGCUGCUCUUCAUCAUAUUUGUGGUGUUUGUGGACCUCAUUGGGUGCGGCGUCAUAGUCUCAACUAUAUUCUGGCACGUGAGCAACCGCUACCUGCGGCGCGACCCGGGGGCCGGGGACGUGGAGUGGGCGUACUGCUUCGACGUGCACCUCAACGCGUUCUUCCCGCCGCUGCUGCUGCUGCACUGCUUUCAGAUUGUGCUGUUUAACAACCUGCUGAUCCACGGCGGCUUCCUGUCGUGCGUGGUCGCCAACACGUUCUGGCUCGCCUCCGUCGCCUACUACCUGUACAUCACCUUCCUGGGAUACAGCAAUUUGCCGACGCUCCAUAAUACGAGGCUGUUCCUGUUACCUCUCCCUGCCACCUUCCUAGGUUACAUAGUCACGAUAGUACUAGGCUGGAACCUAAGUCUAAUGCUCAUGGACUUUUAUCACUAUAGAGUACUAUAGCCUCUACGGAACCCUAGCCUAGAUACAUAGUAAGAUACUUAUCGAAAAAUAACUUUAUAGGGUAACAUUGUUAAUCCUGAGCAAUAUAAUAUUAUUUAAUUAAUAUUGUAAAUAAUAUUAUUAUCAUUAACUGUAGUUAUAAACAAUAAAAUUGUAAUGAUUAAAAAUGUCUCGUUUGAAUUAAAAAACGAAGUAUUCAUCAAAUUAUUUUUAAUUGAGAAUUAAAAUCUAUUAUACAAAUCA
Messenger RNA from Plutella xylostella (diamondback moth), 1125 nucleotides. RefSeq names its product Unc50 RNA binding protein (gene Unc50). NCBI's taxonomy places the organism in Eukaryota, Metazoa, Arthropoda, Insecta, Lepidoptera, Plutellidae. Gene Ontology annotation, cellular component: Golgi membrane. The record is from RefSeq and is a predicted model, not a curated record.